This is a messenger RNA of Pseudomyrmex gracilis, 8009 nucleotides long. It is a transcript of the gene beta-Spec, whose product is annotated as spectrin beta chain. NCBI's taxonomy places the organism in Eukaryota, Metazoa, Arthropoda, Insecta, Hymenoptera, Formicidae. The record is from RefSeq and is a predicted model, not a curated record. Gene Ontology annotation, molecular function: actin filament binding; phospholipid binding; structural constituent of cytoskeleton. Gene Ontology annotation, biological process: actin cytoskeleton organization; neuron development. Gene Ontology annotation, cellular component: cell projection; cortical actin cytoskeleton; cell junction. Bases 257 to 7468 code for a protein of 2403 amino acids. The transcript is spliced from 13 exons.
GGCAUCGAAAUGCCGCGAAAUGUUUGAGGUCGACGAGUUAGCCCGCGUCGACACCGCCACUUCAAUGUUGCAGCCAGUCGCGCUUUGAGUUUCUCUCGGCCGUGCGAAACAAAAAAAAUGAGAGAAUUAACCCCGGAAAGUGGCACUUCCGGUUCGGAACUGUGACGCAUUGACGUAAAACACUUGGGUGCAGUACUAAUUCGGUGCACCCUUUCUAAGGGUUAAACAGAAGUGAGCUGUUGGUCCGAUUGACAAAAUGACGACCGACAUCUCGGUGGUGCGCGGGGGUUGGGACCCCACGCUACAACAGGAGAUUGUCGACGAGUACGAAUACGACGGGGGAAACUCGAGUUCGAGACUUUUCGAGCGCUCACGCAUCAAGGCACUCGCUGGUGAGCGUGAAUUAGUGCAAAAGAAGACUUUCCAGAAAUGGGUCAACUCCCACUUAGUCCGAUGUUCGUGCCGAAUCGGCGAUCUCUACGUCGAUCUGCGGGACGGCAAGAUGCUGAUACGACUCCUGGAGAUUCUGUCGGGUGAACGUUUGCCACGCCCGACCAAGGGCAAGAUGCGCAUACAUUGUUUGGAGAACGUGGACAAGGCGUUGCAGUUUUUGCGCGAGCAGAGGGUACAUCUGGAGAACAUGGGAUCCCACGACAUCGUCGACGGGAAUCCGCGUCUUAGUCUCGGUCUCAUCUGGACGAUAAUUCUACGAUUCCAGAUUCAGGACAUAACGAUCGAGGAGACGGACAAUCAGGAGACAAAAUCCGCCAAGGACGCGUUGUUGUUGUGGUGUCAGAUGAAGACAGCGGGUUAUCACAACGUGAACGUGAGAAAUUUCACAACCUCGUGGCGGGACGGUCUGGCGUUCAACGCUAUAAUACACAAACACCGUCCGGAUUUGAUUCAAUUCGAGAAACUGUCCAAGUCGAACGCGAUCUACAAUCUCAACAACGCGUUCAACGUCGCGGAGGACAAGCUCGGUCUCACGAAGCUUCUGGACGCCGAGGACAUAUUCGUCGAUCAUCCGGACGAGAAGUCCAUCAUUACGUAUGUCGUUACAUAUUAUCACUACUUCUCGAAGAUGAAACAGGAAACUGUGCAGGGAAAGAGAAUUGGCAAGGUUGUCGGCAUCGCGAUGGAGAACGAUCGUAUGAUUCACGAGUACGAGAGUCUUACCAGCGAUCUGCUGCGAUGGAUCGAGGCUACGAUCGAGGCGCUCGGUGACCGCAGGUUCGCAAAUUCCCUGGUAGGCGUGCAAUCGCAACUGUCGCAAUUCUCGAAUUACCGUACGGUAGAAAAACCACCGAAAUUUGUGGAAAAAGGUAAUCUCGAGGUGUUGCUGUUCACGCUUCAAUCGAAGAUGCGCGCGAACAAUCAAAAACCGUACACGCCCAAAGAGGGCAAGAUGAUAUCCGACAUCAACAAGGCCUGGGAAAGAUUGGAGAAAGCUGAACACGAGCGAGAAUUGGCGCUGCGCGAGGAAUUGAUUCGGCAGGAAAAAUUGGAACAGUUGGCAGCCAGAUUCAAUCGAAAAGCAAGCAUGCGCGAGACGUGGCUGUCGGAGAAUCAGCGAUUGGUGGCGCAGGAUAAUUUCGGUUUCGAUCUCGCCGCUGUGGAAGCAGCUGCGAAGAAACACGAAGCUAUAGAAACCGAUAUCUUUGCUUACGAAGAGCGCGUACAGGCCGUUAUGGCGGUUUCCCAGGAACUCGAAGCGGAAAACUAUCACGACAUCGAGCGCAUCAACGCUCGCAAGGACAAUGUGCUACGAUUGUGGAACUAUCUUCUGGAAUUGCUUCGCGCAAGACGAAUGCGUCUGGAGCUGUCACUCCAGUUGCAACAGAACUUCCAGGAGAUGUUGUACAUUCUGGACAAUAUGGAGGAGAUCAAGAUGCGACUGUUGACGGACGAUUACGGCAAGCACUUGAUGGGCGUGGAGGACUUGCUGCAGAAACACUCUCUUGUCGAGGCGGAUAUCAACGUGCUCGGUGAGAGAGUUAAGGCUGUCGUUCAGCACAGCCAGAGAUUCCUAGAGCAGGGAGAAGGCUAUCGACCUUGUGACCCGGGCAUUAUCGUCGAGCGCGUUCAACAAUUGGAGAACGCGUACGCCGAAUUGGUCCGGUUGGCAAUCGAGCGUCGUACCAGGCUCGAGGAAUCUCGUAAGCUCUGGCAGUUCUAUUGGGACAUGGCCGAUGAGGAGAACUGGAUAAAGGAGAAGGAACAGAUCGUGUCCACGGCCGAUAUCGGUCAUGAUCUUACGACCAUCAAUUUGCUUCUGUCCAAGCACAAGACUCUAGAAAAUGAGAUACAGUCGCACGAACCGCAAUUGAUGUCGGUCGCCGGAGUCGGCGAUGAACUAGUUCGACAACAACACUUCGGCUCGGAUCGUAUUCAAGAAAGACUUCAGGAGAUUCUCGCCAUGUGGAAUCAUCUGCUGGAUCUGGCGGCUUUCAGAAGAAAGCGACUCGAAGAAGCGGUCGAUUAUCAUCAACUUUUCGCGGAUGCUGACGACGUUGAUAUCUGGAUGUUAGAUACUUUGCGACUCGUUUCGUCGGAAGACGUCGGUAGAGAUGAGGCGAACGUGCAGUCCUUAUUGAAGAAACACAAGGACGUUACGGACGAACUUAAAAACUACGCGACAAUUAUCGAUCAGCUUCAUCAGCAGGCGACCGCGCUGAACGAGCGGGACGCGAAAUCGCCCGAGGUCUUGGAGCGACUGACGUCAAUAGAUAAUAGAUACAAGGAGCUUCUUGAACUGGCGAAAUUACGCAAGCAACGAUUGCUGGACGCGUUGUCGUUAUACAAAGUUUUCAGCGAGACUGACGGAGUCGAGCAAUGGAUUGGCGAGAAAAACAGAAUGCUGGACACGAUGGUGCCCGUCAAGGACAUCGAAGACGUCGAGAUCAUGAAGCACCGUUACAACGGUUUCGAGAAGGAGAUGAACGCGAACGCGUCCCGUGUCGCUGUCGUCAAUCAACUGGCUCGUCAGUUGCUACACGUCGAACAUCCGAACUCGGAACAGAUAAUCGCGCGACAGAACAACCUCAAUCAGAAAUGGGCCGAAUUACGCGAGAAAGCCGAAAACAAGCGCGAGGAACUCAACUCCGCACACGGUGUGCAAACGUUCCACAUCGAGUGUCGCGAGACCGUGUCUUGGAUCGAGGACAAGAAGCGUAUUCUGCAGCAAACCGACAGUUUGGAAAUGGAUCUCACCGGCGUGAUGACGUUGCAGCGCAGACUGAGCGGAAUGGAACGCGAUUUAGCGGCCAUUCAGGCCAAACUGGACGCUCUCGAGAAAGAAGCGGAAGUUAUACAGAAGGAACAUCCGGAGGAGGCGGCCGUGAUACGCGAGAGAAUCGCUCAGAUUCAUCUGAUCUGGGAACAACUGACGCAGAUGCUGAAGGAGCGCGACGCCAAGCUCGAGGAGGCUGGCGACCUUCAUCGGUUCCUGCGCGAUCUCGAUCACUUCCAGGCGUGGUUGACGAAGACGCAGACCGACGUCGCAAGCGAGGACACGCCGACCAGUCUUGCCGACGCCGAGAAAUUGCUCACGCAACAUCAGAAUAUCAAGGAGGAGAUCGACAAUUACACCGACGAUUAUCAGAAGAUGAUGGAAUACGGCGAGAGAUUGACAACGGAAGCCGGGGACGGCGACACGCAAUACAUGUUCUUGCGCGAGAGAUUGAACGCGCUCAAAAUGGGCUGGGAGGAAUUGCAUCAGAUGUGGGUAAAUCGUCAGAAUUUACUGUCCAAUUCUUUGAAUCUACAAGUGUUCGAUCGCGAUGCACGUCAGGCGGAAGUGUUGCUGUCGCAACAGGAGCACAUACUCGCCAAGGACGAGACACCGGCGAAUUUCGAACAAGCGGAACACAUGAUCAAGCGACACGAGGCCUUCAUGACCACUAUGGACGCCAACGACGAGAAGAUCAAUUCGGUCGUGCAGUUUGCCGGACGUUUGGUCGAUGAGGGACACUUCGCGGCCGAUAAGGUGAAGAAGAAGGCCGAGAAUAUAAACGAACGUCGACGAGUUAAUCGUGAGAAGGCUAAUCAACUUAUGGAGAAACUCAAAGAUCAGCUUCAGCUGCAGAUGUUCCUGCAGGAUUGCGAGGAACUUGGCGAAUGGGUGCAAGAGAAACAUAUUACCGCCCAGGACGAGACUUACAGAAGCGCGAAGACCAUUCACAGCAAAUGGACGCGUCAUCAGGCGUUCGAGGCGGAGAUCGCGAGCAACAAAGAUCGUUUGCAACAAUUGCAGCAAGCCGCGGACGAAUUAAUUCAACAGAAACCGGAUCUAGCCGAGAUCAUCAAGCCAAAAGUGGCCGAACUCGCGGAACAAUUCGUCGAUUUGGAAACUACAACUCACGACAAAGGCGAGCGAUUGUUCGACGCCAAUCGUGAAGUAUUGAUACAUCAGACGUGCGACGACAUCGAUUCUUGGAUGAACGAGCUGGAGAAACAGAUAGAGAGCACAGAUACCGGUUCCGAUCUCGCGUCCGUGAAUAUACUGAUGCAGAAGCAACAGAUGAUCGAGACACAAAUGGCGGUGAAAGCCAAACAGGUUACCGAGCUGGACAAACAAGCGGAACAUUUGCAGCGCACAGUGCCCGACGACAAGAUGGAAGAGAUCAAGUGCAAGAAGGAGAAGGUCGCCCAGAGAUUUGCUCAGCUCAAAGCGCCGCUAAUCGAUCGUCAGCGGCAUCUCGAGAAGAAGAAGGAAGCGUUCCAGUUCCGACGUGACGUCGAGGACGAGAAACUGUGGAUCGCGGAGAAGAUGCCACAGGCGACCAGCACCGAAUACGGAACCUCGCUGUUCAAUGUGCACAUGUUGAAGAAGAAGAAUCAGUCGUUACGCACCGAGAUUGAGAAUCACGAGCCGAGAAUCAAUUUGGUUUGCAAUAACGGACAGAAAUUGAUCGACGAGGGUCACGAAGACAGUCCCGAGUUCCGAAAGUUGAUAUCCGAGUUGACGGAGAAGUGGCGCGAGCUGAAGGACGCGGUUGACGAUAGAAACAAGCACCUGUUGCAGAACGAGAAGGCGCAGCAGUACUUCUUCGACGCCACCGAGGCCGAAUCGUGGAUGAGCGAGCAAGAACUGUACAUGAUGGUCGAGGAUCGCGGUAAGGACGAGAUAUCCGCGCAAAACUUGAUGAAGAAACACGAGUCACUUGAACACGCGGUCGAGGAUUACGCGGACACGAUUCGCCAGCUCGGCGAGACCGCCCGGCAACUCAUAAACGAUCAACAUCCGUUGGCCGAUCAGAUCGCCGUGAAGCAGUCGCAAGUCGACAAACUCUACGCCGGAUUGAAAGAUUUAGCGGGCGAGCGACGCGCCAAACUGGACGAGGCGCUUCAGUUGUUCAUGCUGAAUCGAGAAGUCGACGAUCUGGAACAAUGGAUUCAGGAGAGAGAACUGGUCGCCGGCAGUCACGAGUUGGGUCAAGAUUACGAUCACGUGACCCUGCUCUGGGAAAGAUUCAAAGAGUUCGCGCGCGAUACAGAAGCGAUCGGUUCCGAACGGGUGGAAGCUGUGAACGGCAUCGCCGAUUCCUUGAUUAGCGCCGGUCAUUCCGACGCGGCAACCAUCGCGGAGUGGAAGGACGGUCUGAACGAGGUCUGGCAGGAUCUGCUCGAACUUAUCGAGACCCGCACGCAGAUGUUGGUGGCGAGUCGCGAAUUGCACAAGUUUUUCCACGACUGCAAGGAUGUUCUCAGCAGAAUCUUGGAGAAACAGAACGCCAUGUCGGACGAGCUUGGACGGGACGCCGGUUCCGUGUCAGCUCUGCAACGUAAGCACGCAAAUUUCAUUCAAGAUUUGUCGACGUUGCAAACCCAGGUGACGCAAAUCGAAGAGGAAUCCGCCAAGCUGCAGGCGAGCUACGCCGGCGAUAAAGCACGUGAGAUCACCAAUCGCGAGGCCGAAGUCGUGGCGGCGUGGAACAAUCUGCAGUCACUAUGCGAAGGCAGACGAGCCAAGUUGGAGGAUACUGGCGAUCUCUUCAGAUUCUUCAAUAUGGUCAGAAAUCUGAUGAUUUGGAUGGACGACGUUGUUCGCCAGAUGAACACGUCCGAGAAACCGCGCGACGUUGCAGGUGUCGAAUUACUGAUGAACAAUCAUCAGAGCUUGAAGGCGGAGAUCGACGCCAGAGAAGAUAAUCUGAUGGCGUGUAUCAAUCUCGGUAAAGAUUUGCUGGCUAGAAAUCAUUACGCUAGCGCGCAGAUCAAAGAAAAACUGGCAGCUUUAACCGAUCAUAGAAACGCGCUCUUGCACCGAUGGGAAGAACGUUGGGAGAAUUUGCAACUCAUUUUGGAGGUCUAUCAGUUUGCUCGAGACGCGGCGGUUGCCGAGGCGUGGUUGAUCGCUCAAGAACCAUAUCUUAUGAGCCAAGAACUUGGCCAUACCAUUGACGAGGUGGAAAAUCUGAUCAAGAAACACGAAGCUUUUGAGAAAUCGGCAGCUGCGCAGGAAGAAAGGUUUAGUGCCUUGCACCGACUGACUACUUUCGAGUUGAAAGAAUUAAAACGACGAGAGCAAGAAAGAGAGGAGGAAGAGAGACGAAAGAAGGAAGAGGCGGCGGCGGCGGAGGCUGCGCGUUUGGCUAAGGCAACACCCGUUACCAGUCCGGACGAACCAUCCAGUGAAAGAGCUGACGUUGACGGAGCAACAAGUGGAGAACGCGCCGCGGAAGAGGAAGGACACGUGGCACAUCGCAAGGCUUCCACACGUACACCGCAGCCUCAAGACAAGCCCAAAGAAGUGCAUGCACAAAAACCUAGGCAACUGUCUUUCCGGGAAGGAGAAGGGAUCCCUCCUGUCUCGCCAACUUCUGCCAAAACUCCGCCGUACGGUCCCCGCACACCGACAACUCCGAAAGGAAGCGGUUCCGAGUCUGGUCCUUUAAGGCGUAAGGAACGAAGCCGCAGCAAAUCGCCGUUUAGAAGCUUCCGUUGGAGAAAAUCCGCCAAGUCGCCGAGUUUAGAUCGCAGUGGUGUGAGUGACGAUGAGCGCAGCAUUGCCGAGCAACGAAGUCCCAGCGACGACGAGUUCGAGGGACCGUUGCACCGGAAGCACGAGUGGGAAAGCACGACGAAGAAGGCGUCGAAUCGCUCAUGGGACAAGGUUUACAUGGUCGUACGUGGACAGAAUCUAUAUGUAUAUAAAGAUCAGAAGUCGUACAAAGCUUCGCCCGAUCAACCGUACAAAGGAGAGGCACCGCUCGACCUGCGAGGCGCGACUAUUACCGUAGCGAGUGAUUACACUAAGAAGAAACAUGUCUUCCGAGUCAAAUCGCAAAGCGGAUCCGACUUCCUGUUCCAGGCCAAAGACGAUGCCGAAAUGAACGACUGGGUGUCCGCGUUAAAUCAAGCGGCACAAGGAACAUCAGGUGCGGGCACAUCCAGAGCUCACACUCUGCCCGCUCCGACACAAGCCGAGACUAAGCGGCGUAGUUUCUUCACUCUCAAGAAAAACUAAACUGGAGCAGUGAAGUACGGUUUAAGCCGCUCGUAAUGCGCGUCUGCACAACAUCGUGUUUAUGAAAAAUGUUUCGUCGCUCUACAUGGUUAAAGCAACGCUAAAUAUAAAAUUAGGGAAGACAUGGUGUUAUGAAAUAAAUUGAAGGACGAAUAUACGAGAGCGGAUCUUUGAAAACGCCUACUUUCGAAGAACGGAGAUAUUUAACGGUUAUAUAUGUUGAAUAUAUUUACAAAAAAAAAAAAAACUGUAGGCUAUUGAAAGUCUAAUUGAAUUUUAGUUCUUCAAUGAAUUUUGGACACUUUGCAAUAUAUUGCUAGUUGAAGGACAAGCGACAUUUUUUAAUGUCCCACGUUAGCGUGAUCAGAAUUCUGACGCGAGAUUUUUGGUUCUGUCACACUCACGUGUGGCUCAUGUUAUUAUUAAGAUAAAACGAUCAUUUUACUGUCAUUCAUUGAAACAAGUAAUGUCUUCUUUAUGGUACAAAAUAUUUUAUAAGUUUCUGCAAUGUUUCAUUACAUAUCCAGAAAUGUUUUUUUUU